UGUACAUAUUGAUAUUGUUUCUCAUGAAAAGUCAUUGGAAGUGGUUAUAUGUAGGACUGCUUUCACUAGAAAUAACUAAAAAAUUUUGAAGUAAUUUAAAGAAGGCAUGCAUUAUUUAAACACUUAUUAAAAGUCUGUACACAUUUUAAAUUAAAUAAUGGUCUUUAUUUGUAGGACUCUGAAGAUAUCUUUACCAAGCAAUCUAUCUCUAUUAUUACAGAGGAACCCAAACAACCAUGUCAACAUAGUCAAAGUCAUUUGUCACCCACUGGCCACUAUACUGGGCUAUUGUUACAGUUUGACUUUGCAUCAAAUGUAUCAUGUCAGCAAUCCUUUGUUGUUCAUGAUUAUAAUGCAAACAAAAGAACAAUUAUGCAUAAUUCAUUUGUAUUUGUACAUCGAUAUCCCCACCUAUUGCUUGAUGGCUAUGGUUGGAUAUUGUGCUGCUCAUGUGAUGCAAAUAGAAAGCAAUUUGUUGAUGCCCUACCUAAUAAUAUACAAUUAGAUCCUCAAAAAGAUAUACCAUAUCCGAGUUGCAUACACAUAUUAGCAAUGGAAAAAUAUCUGGUUGUGUAUGAUAGAAAGUUUGGUAUUGAAGCCAAAGAUUUUAUUGAAAAAAAAUUUUUUCUAGAUAACUUUCACAAUCCUGAUGUGGCGUAUGUCGUAAACAGUUUGUCAACGCAUGUCAUUGCCACCGUUAUGUUGGUUUUGCUCUUUGCUUUCAAGGUAAUGGUUGUACUGUUAACUUAGUAUUAAUUACUGCCGAUGAAAGAGGAUCUUAAAACCUCUCAAAAAGCAGAAAUUUGUAAUCUAGAGAGCUUCGGGUUUUUGUCAAUACGUCUAUCUACUGGACCUU
Messenger RNA from Xenia sp. Carnegie-2017, 856 nucleotides. RefSeq lists its product as uncharacterized. The transcript is spliced from 5 exons. The record is from RefSeq and is a predicted model, not a curated record. The coding region runs from base 373 to 750 and encodes 125 amino acids. Lineage: Eukaryota; Metazoa; Cnidaria; Anthozoa; Malacalcyonacea; Xeniidae.